Molecule: messenger RNA, 626 nt
Organism: Diorhabda carinulata
Lineage: Eukaryota; Metazoa; Arthropoda; Insecta; Coleoptera; Chrysomelidae
Exons: 2
Coding region: 73-573 (166 amino acids)
Source: RefSeq, a predicted model, not a curated record
ACAAAAUGUAGGUUAUUACCAUAGGAAAUCGUCGGUUAGCAUUUGAAAGACGUUUCUUGGACGAUAAAGAUAAUGAAGUUUGUGUUUUUGUUGAUAAUAAUUUUGUUAGUUCUAACUACGAAUCCUUGCGCGAGUUAUAAGCAAGUUUAUAAAGAAAAUAUACGGAAUUGUUUGGAAAAUACGAAUGAUAAUGUGAAACUAAACGACACGUCCAGUAUUCGGUCCGAAGAAUUAUCGCUGCACAUCUCAGAUUUGAUUCUAAAAGUAACCAACGAGACUUUGAGUAUUUCUUUUAAACCUGACGUAUCGGAAGAUGGACGAAAAAUGAAGCAAUCGACUUCUAAAUUGAUAGAAUAUCUUUUGGUGCCUGCUUUUAUGAUGUCGGGAAUGAUGCCUUGGUUUAUGCCUAAAUUACAAAUGAUGGUUAUGAUGAUUUCAAUGAUGAACAAUAUGAUGUUUACUAGUGGUUUAUUUUCCCUUGUGAGGAAUUUCGUUUUCGAAAAACAGCCCGAUGAGCACGUUAUAUACGUCAACAACGGCUUUAGAAAUAAAUCUCCUUAUUAUCCCAAGUGAAUGAAGAGCUUAGUUAUCUAAAUAUUAUUUAUGAAAUAAUUAAAGUUUUUUUU